This is a messenger RNA of Brassicogethes aeneus, 1435 nucleotides long. The record is from the annotation of a GenBank genome assembly. NCBI's taxonomy places the organism in Eukaryota, Metazoa, Arthropoda, Insecta, Coleoptera, Nitidulidae.
GUGUUUAAAAUCAGUGUUUGUGCAAUAAUUUAUAUAAUUAAUCAUGACUAGCGAGGAAGAUCCAGGAUCAAGCGUUGCAGCUGAAAGCGUCAGCAAAAUGGACUCUAUACAGAGCGCUUCUGCAAACGACUCCCUUAGUUCGCACAGAGUUUUCAAAAAGUCAUCUCCCAACAACAAACUCACCCUGUACCUAAGCUCUCGAGAUUUGGUGGUUUCACAGGGACGGAUCGAUAGAUUACAGGGAGUUUUACUCGUUGACCCCGAAUUCCUGGAAAACAAGAAAGUCUAUGGCCAAGUUACGCUUACUUUUCGAUAUGGCAGGGAAGAUGAAGAAGUAAUGGGUUUAAAAUUCUGCAACGAGGCAAUCAUGUGUUUAGCACAGUUGUAUCCCCCCCCAGAACCAUCAGACGAAUACAUACCAGAACCGAAUACUCCCUUACAGGAAGCUUUGAUAAAACGUUUGGGCCCCAAUGCCUAUCCUUUUAACAUGGAAAUUACCCCGUUAGCCCCGCCAAGCGUUCAGUUAGUACCCGCCAAAGAAUACAACGGAGCCCCUAUAGGAACUAGCUACGACAUACGGGCCUACGUAGCCGAUCGUGCAGAUGAGAAACUCCACAGAAGGACGACGGUCCGCAUGGGAAUAAGGGUUGUCCAAAGGGCCUACGCCCCACCCUCGCCCUAUCUCUACGUGCCUGGGGGUGGGGGAAAAACCGGGAAGGAGAAGGCGAAACAGAACAAGAAAGCCCUGCUCUUCGGUUGCAAAAGCAGUCCGCUGGAGUCUCAGUUUCCAAGGGAUGAGCCGUUCGGCAUAUCCAGAUCUGUGGAGGCCGUUGGAGGUUCUCAUUGUGUGGAGGAUUCGCCUCAACAUGGUAUCAGCAGGUCUUGCGGAACCGUCGUCGAAAGAAUUACCAGGGAAAAGAACAAACCCAAGGAUAACUCAGCGAACCCAACGAUUACAAUCGACGAAGCAGCGGAUACAAAGAACGUGUCCUUUAAAAACGGAGACAUCGAGGAUAGCGCUUCGACGUCGGAUGUUCCUGAACGACAGAUGGCGACACUUGCACUCGAAAAUGAUACCAAGUACUCUGAUUCUGACAACGAGGAAAGCGAGAGCAAAUUUUCGUCCCUGGAUAGGCAUCGGUAUUUGUGCGGAGGUAAGCGGCCCAGCUUGGCGGCCUACUUAUCCGAAAUUCCCGCACCAACCGCCACAGUGGAGAAACCGUUCCUCCUCAGCGACGGUAAAGUGUGCCUUACCGCAUCGCUGGACAAGGCAAUCUACUCGCACGGCGAGGAGAUUCAGAUCAACGUGAAAAUACAGAACAAUAGCAACAAAACCGUCAGAAGAAUUAAGGUAAAAAAUGUCUCACGACACGGUGGUCAAAACUUAAGUAUAGGACGAACAAAAAUGCCAACCAAAACUGAUAGCAUAUUUUGA